UGCGGGGCCCGGCGGCGGUGGGGUCGGACGUCGUUGGCCGCCGCGGGCGUGAGGGGUGUGGCAGGGUCGAGGGGCAGGGGCGGCCGCGGAUCUCCACUGCCGGAGCUGGUUGGAGCAGGCGGGCCUGAGGCUGCAGCCCGGGUCGCCUUCGGGCGCCUCCCUGGGGAAGGCGGGCUCGGGGGUCCCUGGUGCGCCGAAGGCCGAGGUGGGCCCGCGGCUGCGUCCCCGACCUUGGGCGCCUUCACUUGCCUGCCUGGGACCGCGCUGGCCUGGCAUCGAGUGACAGACACCUCACAGACGCCACGGCUGCUGUCACUUCCCUGCUGCGCGCCUCCCACAGGCGGUUUGAAUUGGCGAGUGCCCGUGCGUCCAUUGUUCUGUCUUCCUGCGAAGUUAUUCAUCCUGGUGGUCAGCCCACCGACAGAAUGGAUUUGGAUCUGCUGGACCUGAAUCCCAGAAUUAUUGCUGCAAUUAAGAAAGCCAAACUGAAAUCGGUAAAAGAGGUUUUGCACUUUUCUGGACCAGACUUGAAGAGACUGACCAACCUCUCCAGCCCCGAGGUCUGGCACUUGCUGAGAACAGCCUCUUUACACCUGCGGGGAAGCAGCCUUCUUACAGCACUGCACCUGCGCCAGCAGAAGGAGCGGUUCCCCGCACAGCACCAGCGCCUGAGCCUUGGCUGCCCAGUGCUGGACGCACUUCUCCGAGGUGGCCUGCCCCUGGAUGGCAUCACUGAGCUGGCUGGACGCAGCUCGGCAGGAAAGACCCAGCUGGCGCUGCAGCUCUGCCUGGCCGUGCAGUUCCCACGGCAGCAUGGAGGCCUAGAGGCUGGAGCCGUCUACAUCUGCACAGAAGACGCCUUCCCACACAAGCGCCUGCAGCAGCUCAUGGCCCACCAGCCACGGCUGCGCACUGACGUUCCAGGCGAGCUGCUUCAGAAGCUCCGAUUCGGCAGCCAGAUCUUCAUCGAGCAUGCAGCCGACGUGGACACCUUGUUGGAGUGUGUGACUAAGAAGGUCCCUGUUCUGCUGUCUCGGGGCAUGGCUCGCCUGGUGGUCAUCGACUCGGUGGCAGCCCCAUUCCGCUGUGAGUUUGACAGCCAGGGCUCCGUCUCCAGGGCCAGGCGUCUGCAGUCCCUGGGGGCCACGCUGCGUGAGCUGAGCAGUGCCUUCCAGAGCCCCGUGCUGUGCAUCAACCAGGUGACAGAGGCCGUGGAGGAGCAGGGCACAGUGCACGGGCCACCGGGGUUCUGGGAUGAGCGCAUUUCCCCGGCCCUUGGCAUAACCUGGGCCAACCAGCUUCUGGUGAGACUGCUGGUUGACCGGCUCCGUGAGGAAGAGGCUGCCCUCGGCCAGCCGGUACGAACCCUACGGGUGCUGUUUGCCCCCCACCUGCCCCCCUCCUCUUGUUCCUACACAAUCAGUACAGAAGGGGUGCGAGGGACACCUGGGACCCAGUCCCACUGACACGACAGCAGCUGCAGAACAGCCCUGCCUGAGAAGCCCUGACACUGGCGCUCCGGCCUUUAAAAUGCUGUCUGCCUUGGCCGUGGCACAGCUGGGAAUCUGGUUCAGAGCCCUCCUCCAGGGCAGCAGCUCCACUUUCUCAACUGAAGAUGGUGACCACGGACUGAUUCCCACCUGAGCUGGGCGGGAGGCGGGGGUGGGGCGCACUGUUCCACCCCUCCCUGGGUUUGGGGGCAGGCCUGGCUUGCUGGGCACCUGGUCCCCACUGCUGAGCUGGCCCUUGGGGGGCAGGUGAUUCUCAGGGCUGGGGCCUGGAGGUGUCCCUACAGUGACCCCCUGGAAGCCCCGCUGCUUUGGCUUUCCACAUGAAAGCCCACCUGGGGUCAGGUCUGAGGCCUGGCACCUCAGACCCCACAGCUCCCGGGGCCCUGCCCACCAGGGAUCCCUUCCUCCACACAGAGCAGUCCUUGCUCCCCCUACCACCCAGGCCACAGCGGGGCUGCAGGCAGGUGGUUCCUCCUCACCCACCUCUGGGUCCUCGGCUCCUGGGGACCCCAUCACAGCACACACUGUGCCUCUCAAAACUUCAAUGUGUGGUACAAGGUGAAGAAAGCAUAUCCCACUGAUCUCCAACUUCAGGGUCCAGGGGAGCCUGGGGGUGGGGGGACUGCCUUGUCUCUAGUAGUGUGGCCUGUGCCAGCACCACAGCCAGAUGGAGGCGCUCAGGCAGUGCAGGGCUGGCACAUGAUAGGCUCAUCAGUUAGCUGGGAACACAGAUAUGGCAGGACUCCUGGCAGGGCCACCUGCAGACCCAGCCGCACACUGUGGCCAGACCUCACAUCUGGCUGCAGAUGCUGACAUAUCUGCCUAGCGGCGAGAAGUGGCAUGGCCUCCUCAUGGGCAGAGCAAGGACCCUCUUGAUUUCCCACAGCAAACCUCCUCCACCCCCAAGUGCCCCCAUGUGCUGCCUGGCACCGAGCAGGCCUUUGACAAAUAAACGGCGAAUGGAUGCAGUUCCAGGACCUGCUUCUUGCUGUCUGACUGCCACUCCUCUAAGUAAU
This is a messenger RNA of Cebus imitator (Panamanian white-faced capuchin), 2527 nucleotides long. It is a transcript of the gene XRCC3, whose product is annotated as X-ray repair cross complementing 3. The transcript is spliced from 9 exons. The record is from RefSeq and is a predicted model, not a curated record. Gene Ontology annotation, molecular function: ATP-dependent DNA damage sensor activity; four-way junction DNA binding; ATP binding. The coding region runs from base 426 to 1466 and encodes 346 amino acids. Lineage: Eukaryota; Metazoa; Chordata; Mammalia; Primates; Cebidae. Gene Ontology annotation, cellular component: Rad51C-XRCC3 complex; replication fork. Gene Ontology annotation, biological process: t-circle formation; double-strand break repair via synthesis-dependent strand annealing; resolution of mitotic recombination intermediates.